AUGGCCUCCAAUUUUAUCGGCUACACAGUCCUGGUGACUCUCAAUGCACCUCCAAAUGCGCAGAUACGUGGAACAGUGGCCAAUAUCCUUGGCCAGCGCCUAACAUUGCAAGACGUGACGCUCUUAUGGAACGGUCAACAAUUUCCGUCGUACACCAUUGAUGCUUCUGGAAUAGCAGAUCUAGAGGUAUCCAGCUCGCAAACUCAAACUUCAUCUCACCAUCAAAAACCAACAUAUGUUGAUACGGCAUCUGUACCAGCCGUUGCGAAAGUAGCAGAUGCUCAAUUGAGUCAUUCUCAACCAGCGCCACAACCUUUCUUUGACCCGGCGAUAGUGAGCUUCUCGGCAACACAAACCAAACCAGUCACGUCACAGACCCCUACGACGACUUUCCCUACACCGUCCGACUCAUUGCUACGCUCUAACUCAAGUGUAAUGUCAAUAGAGACCGUGCACCCUCCACAAAUAAGUGAACGACACGACUCCGCCGUAACUGCGAUCUUAACCGAGCCGUUUAGCAACAUUACGCUCGAUAAGUCAGUUGAGACGGCGCGACAGGUUACAGACGAAGCAGUAAAAGCCGUGCCGCUUGAUUUGAAUUCAAAAAAUUCUGUGAAGCGGAGCAGGCGAGGGGGCCGAAACAAAGGACGGGAAGAGCAUACUGGCCAUGGAUGGCGGCAGACAGCAUUCGUUGAACCAGUCCGACCGAGGCUACACACAGGUUAUCCCGAGGAUGACAAUGCUGGUCAAACUCAACGAAAGAAUCGGAGGAGCAAGAACAACAGAUCUUAUGUCGAAAAUGCCAAUGGGUGGGCAACCGAAGACGCAACAGACAUACAGGAGCUUGGCGAUUUUGAUUUUCAGGGCAAUCUAUCUAAAUUCGAUAAGAGGCGCGUUUUUGACGAAAUUCGCAAUGAUGACACGACGGCGGAUGAGGAUCGCUUGGUAAGCUUCAACAAGAAGCCACGACCAGGUACAAAUGGCGGAAAGAAUCUUCACUGGUCAGAGAAUGUUCUCGACAACACGCCGACCCAAUGGAAUAGCGAAGCAGGCGAAACAGAAACAGAAACUAGUGAUGAUAAGUUCAGCAGUGGGAAUUACUCUGGACGUGAUCGAUCUAAAUCAUCCGGCAGAGCUCAGGCUACCAAGAAGAGCAACAUCGUUCUAGCGCAGUCUACGAUGUCGGCUUCUCUGGGAUCUGUUGGCCGCACUUCAGUUUCAUCUCCACGAAACAUCAGUCCGCUUCCUAACCGGCAAUCUGGAAGGGCAUCGCCACUCAAUGGAGCCAAUGCUGCCUCCACGGGAAGUUUACGCUUAACAACCACUAACAGGUUAUGCCCGACUGUCAGUCCACUUCAAAUGCUUGAAGUAGAGCAACUAGCCGUGACUGAACUUGGUUUGACCGAGGAUAUGAUCACUGAGAACAGUGGGCGUGGUAUCGCAGAAGCUGCAGUGGGCCGACUUGGUAGUGAUGCUGCCGCCCCUGCUGUUCUGAUUCUCACUGGUAAUCAUCGAACUGGUGGAAGAGCAAUAGCUGCUGCACGGCAUUUGAAAAACCGAGGGCAUAGAGUUACUAUUUGCCUCUUGGGACUGGAGCAUGAAAGUGAGCUAUUAGAAAAUUGCCGCAAGCAAAUGGAGAUAUUUAAAAAGAUUGGUGGCAAAGUAUUACGAUGGGAGGAGCUUUCAGCACGCCUUUUGACCGGUGAUUUUAGCAUUGAUCUAGUCGUCGACGCUUUAUUCGGAAUGCACAUUGCUUUUGAGGAUUUGAGGAGUGACGACCAAGCCACAGCCUGUGAAAUGAUUGCUUGGGUAAAUCGAAGCAACUUGGUAGUUAUAUCGGUUGAUAUACCCUCCGGUAUAUCUGCUGCCACUGGUGAUGUGGGCAUUGUGCAAGGGUCGCGACUCUGUGUCAGUUCCGACUUUAUUGUCUGCUUGGCAGUGCCAAAAACAGGAGUCAUGCAGGCGCUGCAGUCCGGAGAGGGUAGUACAUGGCAGAUUUCAGUGGCAGAUAUCGGUAUUAGCCAAGUUGUCUGGAGAAAAUACGGUACACGCCGUCGACAUGGUGUGGACUUUGGCAAUCGCUGGGUCAUGGCUGUUCUACUUAUGACCUAUCUUAUAGCAAGAUACGGAUAUAACUAUGCGAAUCAUAUCAGCGCUCUUCUUCCUCAGCUGGGGAAGAAAAUGAUGCCGAUAUCAAAAUUUCCAAUCAUGGGUAAAGGAACGGACAAGCUCUAUAUCACCCACUCAGAAUGGGCAUCGGAAGAUGCAUAUUCCGCCAGCGCUGGCGCUGGGGUAGCCGGUGCGCGAAAUAGUGGUGUUCACGCCUCUUUCAAACGUCUUCCAUUCCACUUUUGCUCGCUUUCGCUUCAACCAUUCAAACAUCCGGUCUGUACGGCGAACGGGACCAUCUUCGACUUGACGAAUAUCUUGCCAUGGCUAAGAAAACACGGUACCAACCCCGUUGACGGAAGUCCUCUGAAGAGUUCCGAUCUGAUAAAGUUGAAUUUUGCAAAGAAUGAGGCGGACGAAUAUGUCGACCCCGUUACAUUUAAAGUCUUCACUGAUAAUACUCAUAUCGUCGCCUUACGCCCCUCGGGAAAUGUUUUCGCAUGGGAUACUUUAGAACGGUUAAACGUCAAAGCGAAGAUGUGGCGUGACUUGGUCACAGACGAGGAAUUCGGGCGCAAGGAUAUUAUCACAUUGCAAGAUCCACAGAAUGUCGAAGCUAGGAAUCUCAGUUCCUUCAAGUAUUUGAAGGAUGGUGAAAGCGCCCUGACCGAUGAACAACUCCGUGAGCGCAAUGAUCCUAUCAGUAAUGUCAAUCUGAAUGCAAUGGGUAGCUCUGCCAAAAUCCUCAAAGCCAAAGAGGCAGUUGCGCGGGCUCGGGCCGAACGCAGUGGGCAACAGAGCGGAGCCAAAGGUUUGGUUGCUAAGAACACUGGAGCAUUGUCAGAGAAGUCAAAAUCCACGACUGUGUCUCAUCAACCAGCAAAGCAUGUCCCAUUCAAUGCGGCUCGACACACAACGGGCCUUGCCGCGGCUUCAUUCACCAGUACAGGGAUGACACCUCACACCGAGGCCGAAUUAGCCACUCUUUCGGACGAACAAUAUAUGUUGAAGCGAGGAAGAGUGAAGGAUAAGGGCUACGCUCGAAUUUCAACGACCAUGGGCAACCUAAACUUGGAAUUGUAUACUGAAUAUGCACCCAAGGCUGUCUGGAACUUCAUUCACCUAGCCAAGAAAGGAUACUACAGAGACGUUAUAUUCCAUCGCAAUAUCAAAGGCUUCAUGAUACAAGGAGGCGAUCCUACUGGAACUGGGCGUGGCGGUGAAAGCAUUUGGGGGAAAAACUUUGAUGACGAGUUCGAGGGGCCUCUUAAACAUGAUGCACGGGGUACUCUGAGUAUGGCAAAUAAAGGUAAAAAUACCAAUAGUAGUCAAUUUUUCAUCGCAUAUCGUGCGUUACCUCACCUAAACAACAAGCAUACUGUCUUCGGUCGUAUUAUAGACGACCCCUCACCGUCAUCACCGUCUCUAAAUUCAAUGGAAUUGGCUCCAGUCGAUCCCAGCACCAACCGGCCGGUGACUGAUAUUCGCAUCACAGAUGUGACUAUUUUUGUCGAUCCAUUCGAGGAGUUUAUGAGCAAACAAGAGACCAAAACAGGGAACAGUGCCCAGCUCCAGAAGAAGAAGGACGAGAACUCAGACAACGUCGAUGAUGAUCUCGUGACAUGGACAGGCAAGCGGGUUCGUGGCUUAGAUGGAUCCAAAUUGUCAAACGAGAAAGGUGGUGGAGGGGUAGGCAAAUAUCUUAGAGCUGCACUGGCUGAACAGCAAACUCGAAAACCCGGUGACGAGGACGAGAUCAUUGAGUUUGUCGAUGAUACCGAGCCCGAUCCCGAACAUGCGCGCAAGAAGUUUAAAUCAAAAGGGGGAUUUGGAAAUUUUGAGGGAUGGUAG
Molecule: messenger RNA, 3960 nt
Organism: Talaromyces atroroseus
Lineage: Eukaryota; Fungi; Ascomycota; Eurotiomycetes; Eurotiales; Trichocomaceae
Exons: 9
Coding region: 1-3960 (1319 amino acids)
Biological process (GO): protein folding; deadenylation-independent decapping of nuclear-transcribed mRNA; protein ubiquitination
Cellular component (GO): P-body
Molecular function (GO): mRNA binding; ubiquitin-protein transferase activity; peptidyl-prolyl cis-trans isomerase activity
Source: RefSeq, a predicted model, not a curated record